UGUGUGCUUUUAUUGUUUCCAUCACUCUCUUUUCUAGUCACUAUUUCUUAUUUUUUCUUCCCACAGAAAAAUAAGAAAAAAUGCCACAGAGUGAAGGUUCCUUUGGAAGCUCCAUGCAUGGAAUAACCGGCAGAGAACAAACCUUUGCCUUAUCAGUCGAAUCGCCGGCUGUCCCCACUGAUACAACUGCUAAAUUUGCUUUACCAGUUGAUUCUGAACACAGGGCCAAAGUUUUCAAACCUCUUUCCUUUGCUAAACCUCACAUGAGAACCUUCCACCUAGCUUGGGUUUCGUUUUUCACUUGUUUUAUCUCCACCUUCGCCGCCGCUCCCUUGGUUCCAAUCAUCCGUGAUAACCUCAAUUUAACAAAAACUGAUGUUGGUAAUGCCGGGGUUGCUUCUGUUUCCGGAAGUAUAUUCUCUAGGCUUGUAAUGGGUGCAGUUUGUGACCUUAUAGGGGCAAGAUACGGCACUGCCUUUCUUUUAUUGCUAUCCGCCCCAACAGUCUUUUGCAUGUCAUUUGUGGCGGACGCACAGGGAUAUUUAGCCGCCCGAUUUAUGAUCGGAUUCUGUUUAGCAACGUUUGUAUCUUGCCAAUAUUGGACGACAAUAAUGUUCAAUGGUAAAAUACUUGGACUUGUUAAUGGAUGUGCAGGCGGGUGGGGUGAUAUGGGUGGUGGAGUUACCCAACUUUUGAUGCCUCUUGUUUUUCACAUUAUCAAACUAGCCGGUGCCACGCCCUUCACCGCCUGGAGGAUUGCGUUUUUUAUUCCUGGAUGGCUUCAUGUCAUUACGGGAAUUUUGGUCCUAACAUUAGGCCAAGACUUGCCAGAUGGAAACCUUGGUGCCCUACAAAAGAAGGGGGAAGUUAAGAAAGAUAAAUUCUCCAAGGUUUUCCUAUAUGCCAUCAGAAAUUACAGAACUUGGGUCUUCUUUCUUCUUUAUGGCUUCUCCAUGGGUAUUGAAUUGACCACCAACAAUGUCAUUGCAGGAUAUAUGUUUGACAGGUUCAAUCUUAAGCUCCACACCGCCGGAACCAUAGCUGCAACCUUCGGCAUGGCGAACUUCUUCGCUCGUCCCUUCGGUGGUUACGCUUCCGAUGUGGCGGCUAGACUCUUCGGCAUGCGUGGCAGGCUAUGGGUCCUCUGGAUAUUCCAAACUCUAGGAGGCGUCUUCUGUAUAUGGCUCGGUCGAGCCAAUUCACUCCCCAUUGCAGUAGUGGCAAUGGUCCUCUUCUCUCUCGGGACUCAAGCCGCUUGCGGUGCAACUUUUGGGAUAGUCCCAUUUGUUUCACGCCGAUCAUUGGGUUUGAUAUCAGGCCUAACCGGAGCCGGAGGGAACUUCGGGUCCGGAUUGACCCAGUUGGCGUUUUUCUCGAGCCCAAGAUUCAGCACGGGAACAGGAAUCUCUUGGAUGGGGGUAAUGACUGUGGCCUGUACUCUUCCUGUUGUUCUUAUCCACUUUCCGCAGUGGGGGAGCAUGUUUCUUCCACCAUCAGAAGACCCUGAGAAAUCUAGAGAGGAAUAUUAUUACACUUCGGAAUGGACUGAAGAGGAGAAGCGUCAAGGUUUGCAUGAAGGAAGCCUCAAGUUUGCGGAGAACAGUAAAUCAGAACGUGGUAAUAAACGCGAUGUCGUUUCGGUUCCAACCCCACCAAAUUCUACACCAAUCCAUGUUUAGGUCACAAUAUUAAACGUUAACUAGCAUGAUACUUCACCGCAUAGAGUGAGUUGAAGUUGAACUAGCUAUCUAGAAUAAGUGAAAAAUGGUUGUACAGUCAUGUGUGGGAGUGUGUUUCAGUAAAUUUUUUUUUUUCCUAAAUACUUAUUUAUUGCAAUCUAAAAUUUUAGAUA
This is a messenger RNA of Pistacia vera, 1852 nucleotides long. Its product is annotated as high affinity nitrate transporter 2.6-like. Gene Ontology annotation, cellular component: plant-type vacuole membrane; plasma membrane. Bases 81 to 1679 code for a protein of 532 amino acids. Gene Ontology annotation, biological process: cellular response to nitrate; nitrate transmembrane transport. The record is from RefSeq and is a predicted model, not a curated record. The transcript is spliced from 3 exons. NCBI's taxonomy places the organism in Eukaryota, Viridiplantae, Streptophyta, Magnoliopsida, Sapindales, Anacardiaceae. Gene Ontology annotation, molecular function: nitrate transmembrane transporter activity.